ACCCUAUCCCUCGGGAAGGACGAGGUAUACGUGCAAAACAAUCUGGAAAACCAAUUCACUAAACAAUUGUGUCGAGGAGUGAAUCUAUUGAACGACACGUUUAGGUCUGAAUUGAAAUGCUUUCACUUAAACACAGCGCACAUACCGUUCCUACGGCUCACACGUGUCAGAGUAGAGGAGAUGCACCGCCGACCACAGGUGCUGGUCAUCCACCAGUUUCUGGCCGACCACGAGAUAGAGGUGAUGAAGGCGUUGGCCAAACCAAAGCUGUACCGCACGUCCACUGUUAACGAGGUAACUAAAGAGCAACAAAAGGACAGACACCGGGUGGCAGAGGGCGGUUGGCUUCGGGACACAGACAACGCGGUGGUCGACACCGUUAGCCGACGCAUAGCCGCCAUCACCGGAAUGGACAUCCGAGCGGCCGAAGAGUACAACGCGAUUAAGUACGGUAUCGGCGGGUAUUACGCCCCGCAUUGGGAUGUCUUUGUGCCCUCACAUACACAGCUUCACCAGCGUAUAUACGGCGACGCUCUCAACCGAUUGGCCACUUGGAUCAACUACUUGAGCGAUGUCGAGUCGGGCGGUGCGACCAUUUUCCCGCACCUUAACGUUACCGUAUGGCCUGAAAAAGGGUCGGCAGUGCUCUGGCAUAACCUCUAUAAGUCAGGUAUUGUCGAUCUGAACACUUUGCACGGCGGCUGUCCUGUCCUGAUGGGCACCAAAUGGAUUGCCACCAAAUGGAUACCCGAGUUGGGACAGACGCAAAAUCAAGAGGUCCAAUGGAUCCACGAUUUGAACGCAUACAUAGGGCUUGAAGAGCAACGGUUGGCCAAAAUAAGACAAUUGACGGAUCAGUUCACUACACAGAACUCGAUGGCGAUGAAAGACUUAGACACAUACUUAGGACAUCCCAUUGAUGUGUAUCUUCUCAUCAAACGAUUCGCCGUUGAGUGGAAAGUCUUGGAGGAUCUGUUGCUCACAAACCCUAAUGUCUAUAAACACACACAGAAUCUCAUCUUAAACAACGAGUUAAUAGACGCGGCAAAGGGUAUGUCAACAUUGGUGGACACGUAUCAGUUAGACGUAACCUUAUUGGCCGACGGAGUGGUACAGUAUAGCCAGGACUUUGGCGACCAAACUAUCGCUAACACCACUAAAACAUUGUCUAUUAACCAAACGCUAAACGCUAUGGAUUGCUAUCUAAUAGGGAAACAAUCAUUUUUGGACAAACAUUAUAUUCACGCCAUUCAAUGGUUGAAUGUGACCAUCACUAGAGCCGAUUCCGACACUUUGCCCAUUAAAAUCAAAACUAAUAUUUAUAAAUACAUUUCAUUGGCUUAUCAUAAGUUGGGAGAAUACAAUUUCGCCGUCUUUUUUAUGCAACACUCAAUUAAUCUCAAUCCGUAUAAUGAGAAAAAUCUUAUCAAUCAGUUGUUUAUUGAGUUAUUUAAUCUACUCAUUAAAGAUAAUUCUACCGAAGAAGUGAUAGAAGAGGAGGAAGAAGAGGAAGAAGUGUAUGAAGAGUUGACUGAAGAGAUAGAGGAAGAGAUGUACAAAACACCUGACGCUGAAGAGACCCCCAAAGACCCGCACGAAGACAUCGUAAGCGUAUCCAAAGAGUUGUGUCGAGGAGUGCGGCGAUUGAACGCUACGAUUACAUCACAAUUGAAAUGCUUUUUCCUAAACACGACUGAAAUCCCAUUUUUACGAUUAACUCGUAUUAAAGUGGAAGAGAAGUACAAAAGACCGCAAAUUGUGGUAAUCUAUGACUUUUUGUCGGACGAAGAGACAGAUGUGAUGAAAGCGUUGGCCACUCCGCGGCUCAAGAGGUCGACAGUUGUCGGGACAGUAGAUCAGGGCUCGUAUGUCGUGGCUGAUAGUCGCGUAGCUGAGGGCGGUUGGCUCGUCGAGAGUGACCAUCACGUGAUCGAUCGACUCACCCGACGUAUCUCAGCCAUCACGGGGUUGGACGCCAUGAGUGCCGACAGCUAUAACGCUAUUAAGUACGGCGUCGGCGGUCACUACGCCUACCACUACGAUGUGGUCGCACCCAAUGGGGCCAAUGUUGGGGACCGGGUGUACGCCCAGGACCUGAAACGUGUGGCCACUUGGAUCAACUACCUGAGCGAUGUGGACGCCGGCGGUGACACCAUUUUCCCCAAACUCAAUGUGGCCAUUAAGCCGAUGAAAGGGGCCGCCCUGUUCUGGUACAAUCUAAAAGCAUCGGGCUAUGUGGACAUGUAUACCCUUCACGGUGGCUGUCCUGUACUGGUGGGCGCCAAAUGGAUUGCAACCAAAUGGAUACUCGACGCCCGGCAAGAGUUCCGCAAGCCGUGCGCUCUCGACCAUGAUCAAUAUAAUUUAAUUGACAAAUAUUUGUGCAAGAGAGAAGAGCAACGACUGUUACAAUUGAGACAAUUGUCACAACAGUUACUCGCAUUGAAUGAAAUCACAGCCAAAGAUGUGGACACAUAUUUAGGACAUCCAAUCGGUGUUUACCUUCUCAUCAAACGUAUGGUCAAUGAAUGGCAAGAAAUACAACAAUUCAUAACAACCGACAGACAAUUCUUGAGAUCACUAUCGGAUCAAAUGACUAAUUUAAAGCUCAUAUACACGCAUGACUUGACGAAGACGGCGAGAGGUAUAUCACGUAUAUUAAAAGCAUACCCUUUGGACAUACCGUUAUUGGCCACCGGUUUGAUUAAAUACAACACAUCUAACAAACAAUUGUUAUUCAGAAAUAUAUAUUCUGAUACAAACCUAACGGCUAGUGAUUGCUAUCUAAUCGGCAAACAAUCCUAUGAUUACAAGGAUUACAAUCAAUCAAUUCAAUGGCUAGAAGUGGCGCUCAUGAGUGCGGAUAAUGGAGUUAAUGGUGUGUCGGAUGAAUUUAGAGCCGAUAUUCUUCAAUACCUAUCACUUUCUUAUUAUAAAAUACAUGAUUAUAACAGAGCCAUUGGUUUUAUGCUUCAAUCAAUUGGCAAAAAUCCCAAUUCAAAGCAUAAACACUCAAAAGAGUUAGCAUUACAUAAAAUGAAAGAUGAAUUCAAUUUUGAGAACCAAACAGAGGAAGAGAUACACAAACAAUCACAUGAAGACAAAUUCACGGCACAUGUCCGCGAUCUAUGUCGAGGAGACAUCUCAUUGGAUCAGUCCAUAAGAUUUCAAUUGAAAUGCUAUUACUUAAACACGACUGAAAUACCAUUUUUACGGUUAACUCGUAUUAAAGUAGAAGAGAUGUACAAAAGACCUGAUAUUGUGGUCAUUCAUGAUUUCAUAUCUGAACAGGAGAUCCAAACCAUCAAACUUUUAGUCCAAUUUAGUUCUCAGCGCUCAUCACAUGAUAGCAACACAUUAUUGGCUGAUGUGAGCAAACUUAACGACACCGACCACCUGGUGCUCCGCGCAGUUACCCAACGGAUCAGCGCUAUAACCGGCUUAAACGUGCGACAAGUAUCUGAUUAUCACGUGUUUAAGUAUAACAUCGGCGGUCACUAUGCCAUCCAUUACGACGCCCUCCCGCCGGCCAACGCCACUAUCACUGAUGAUGUCUAUGCGGUGGACAUGAAUAGAGUGGCCACUUAUAUGAUAUACCUGAGCGAUGUGGACGCCGGCGGUCUAACAGUGUUUCCCUAUUUGAAUGUUACGAUAACACCGACCAAAGGAUCGGCUCUGUUCUGGUAUAACCUGAAGAGCUCGGGUCUGAUCGAUAUGCGAACGCUUCACACCGGAUGCCCAGUACUGGUCGGUAGCAAAUUGAUUGCCACAAAAUGGAUCCCAGAGAGUGGCCAAGAGUUUUCAAAGCCCUGCGCUAUUCAAAAGCAUCAAUAUCAUUUAUUAGAAAACAAGCUAUAG
This is a messenger RNA of Medioppia subpectinata, 3858 nucleotides long. The record is from the annotation of a GenBank genome assembly. NCBI's taxonomy places the organism in Eukaryota, Metazoa, Arthropoda, Arachnida, Sarcoptiformes, Oppiidae.